Prorocentrum cordatum is the source of this 1123-nucleotide messenger RNA. NCBI's taxonomy places the organism in Eukaryota, Dinophyceae, Prorocentrales, Prorocentraceae. The record is from the annotation of a GenBank genome assembly.
AUGAACAACCUCCUGGAGCUGCGAGCGAUCGGGCCGCAGUCAGAGGGGUGCUGCCCGGCCAGCGCCCCGGGCCGCCCGCCGGCGCGGGCGGCGGCGCUGCUCUGGGACGCGAGGACGGCCUUCGACUACAGUCGGACCGAGGUUCGAGCUUUCGGGUUCGAGGUCCGAGGACGGGCCCCGGGAGCUGUCCGGGGCCCGAUCCUGCGCGGCUCCGGGCUCGGGCCCGGGAGGAGCGCGGGGCGCGGCGCGGGCUUUGCCCGGCUGGCCGCGGCCCACCUGGCGGAGGAGGCCGACCUGGCGCGGCGCCAGGCCGCGGAGAUGAUGAGCUGGGGUGGCCUCGGGCAGACGUUAGUGGACGCCGUGGGCAUAGCUCGCCACAGGCCCUCAUCUGCGGAGGCCCUGGACACUCUGUGGCUGAUGGGCCUCCGGGAGGACGAGAACGUGAACCUCUUCGAGACGUCCAUCCGCCACCUCGGGGGGCUGGUGGCCGCCUACGGCCUCAGCGGGAGGAGGGGCCUGCUGGCCAAGGCGGAGGACCUCGCGGGGAGGCUGGCGGUGGCGUACAGCCAGCCCGAGCCGGCCACGGAGACGCUGACCGAAGAGGAGAAGGGCGAGCCCGACCCUGGCGUGAUGGGCGGCCUGCUCCACAAGCUCCUGGGGGGCAGCUCGCUGGAGGGCGCGGAGGAGGAGCGGCUGCAGGCAGCCCUGGAGUCUCUCCCCGCAGAGCCCAUGACCCAGCUGCCCUACUCGGACGUGAACCUCCGGACGGGACAGCUGCAGAACCUCGCCCACUUCACGUCGCUCGCCGAGGCGUACGUGCCCGUGGAGUGGAAGGCCCUGGCGCUGUUCACCGGCAACUGCACCUACGCGAGCCUGCCGGACGAGGUCCUCCGCAUCGUCAACAGCACCGCGCAGCUGGAGACGCGGGGCCUCGCGCCCAUCUCCGGGGGUCCGACGGCCACGCGCUGCCCGCGGAGUCGAACUGCGUCUCGCUGGGGAGCCGAGGGGAUUCGUUUUACGAGUACCUCCUCAAGGACUCCAUCUUCGCCGGCUCCGAGGCGGACAGCUCCGUGACCAGGAAGCUCUGGGCCGCCUUCCGGGCGAACCUGCCGGGGCUGUACGU